AUGCUCGGAAGUGGAAGACUGAGUCAGAAGACUCUGCUAGCCGCCGCCAUGAGAAGUGGAGCUCUUGUCCUCUUCUUCCAAUCGGUGCAGGUAGGGCCUGUGGCACCAGUGGUCACUGGUGCUGCAGAGUCUUCACAGAGGAUAAAGCAUAACAGUUACGAGACAGCUGUCCUAGGAAGAAACGUGACCAUCUUCUGCAAUGUGACAAGUCUGGCAAAUGUUGAGCAAAUCACCUGGCAGAAAGUUCAAGGCUCUUUGCUUCAAAAUAUCGGCACUUACAGCCAUAAAUAUGGAGAAAAUAUUCUCCCCCCAUAUGUAAACAGGCUGCACUGCAAGAUCCUGGAACCCAAUGCCUUCUUCAUAACUAUCCAAGGAGUGACAUUUGAAGAUGAAGCCUGCUACAAGUGUCUGUUCAACACCUUUCCACAUGGCAGUCAUGGAGAACAAACCUGCCUGAACAUUCUAACUGUAUCUGAAUUAGCAACUGAACUCAAUCCUGUUCCUGGAUCUGAAGAUCUCCUCAACCUCCGUUGUUCAGCUGUGGGAAAGCCUGCUCCUGGCAUCUCCAUUUAUCCUUCACAAGCCCUAGUGCCCACACAAGAAGAAUACUUUACUAAGAACCCGAAUACCACAGUGACCGUCACUAAAAUACACAACAUCUCUUUGAAAACUGUGAGGUUCUUGGGCCUCCAGCAUCUGUUUGUGUCCAUGACUCACCCUCUAAGAAGCGAAGAGAAGAUAGUUCCUCUGCCAGUAAAGCAGGAAGGUACCUUGAAUUAUUCUUUAAAUUGGAAGGAAACUGCAGUUGUAUUCAUCAGUCUGUUUCUUAUUUCAUGUAUCAUCAUCUUUGGGACCGUUCUCUAUAUCAGUUUCAAAAAGAAAAGGUCAAAGAACACACCUGAACCAUCAUCAACACAGAUGACUAACCCAUUAUCAACAUUGGUGCCCACACCGCCAUCAACAGAGACUGAGAAUUUAAUGAGCCAACGUCGUAAGGCAAAGAUAUAAUUUGUAGAAUCCAAUUUCUUUCUGUUACUAUAUUAUUUAAUUUUGGGAAGGAACCUUACAAAUUUGAUCAUGCAUUGGCUAGCAGCAAUGGUCAUUUUAGAAAUAAGUGGUGACAAAGGUUUGU
Messenger RNA from Peromyscus leucopus (white-footed mouse), 1132 nucleotides. Its product is annotated as nectin-3-like. Bases 1 to 1008 code for a protein of 335 amino acids. The record is from RefSeq and is a predicted model, not a curated record. Gene Ontology annotation, biological process: negative regulation of macrophage activation; regulation of immune response. Gene Ontology annotation, molecular function: cell-cell adhesion mediator activity. Lineage: Eukaryota; Metazoa; Chordata; Mammalia; Rodentia; Cricetidae. The transcript is spliced from 6 exons.